This is a messenger RNA of Diaporthe batatas, 1581 nucleotides long. RefSeq lists its product as uncharacterized. NCBI's taxonomy places the organism in Eukaryota, Fungi, Ascomycota, Sordariomycetes, Diaporthales, Diaporthaceae. Bases 1 to 1455 code for a protein of 484 amino acids. The record is from RefSeq and is a predicted model, not a curated record. The transcript has 3 exons.
AUGGUUAUUCACCAGGACAAUCACGCGGAAAUGCACGAAUCAGGUUCUCUGGAAUAUCGGAAGCAGAAAAAGGUCGCGUUUGCCGCCGUUGAGGUGCGAGAGGAGGUCUCUUCCACACAAUGUCCGCUUACCCUUCCGACCACGAGAGUGCCCAUGGAGUCGAACGAGCCGCAACGGCACCGAAGCAAUAGCGAUGGCUGCGAUGAGCCGUCCAGAUGCAUCGAGAGCCUGCCCGCCGAGAUCCAGCGGCACAUUAUGCUCUGCCUUCCUAGUCUAGGAUCUCUUGGCGCUUGUAUCCUGUCCUCGCCGGUAUUUUAUUCACUGUUCCAAAGUGAGCCCAAGAACUACAUUGCAAAUUGUUUGAUAAAUAUACUCGGGGACACCUUCGUCGAUGCGAGCACAGCACGGGCUGCCAUUCAGGACAGCUUCCAGCAAGCUCGCUGCGCCGCCAUGAAAGCAGGCCACGAAACGAGGAUAAUAUGGCCGUUUCUGGAGACAUACCGGGAACAUGUGCAGCAUCUGUCAUGCAAAGACUGGAUUCACUCUAUUUCUUUACCGGAAGCCGUUGAGAUGGCCACGUUCCAAACAUCAAUAGUCGAGCCGCUCGUCGACGAAUAUGCAUGCUGGGCCCUGGCAAACCUGAGCACAUCGGCCAAAGCGAUGGAGCUCAGCAAGAUUGAGCGCAUACGCAUUCAAAGAGCGAUGUAUCGCUUCCAAAUUGUGUGUGACGUCUUUGGGAAUAAGCUCGAAGGCAACAAUAUGGCGAAUCAGCGACUAAGACAACUGGGCUGUCUCAGGUUCCUUGCAGGUUAUGACCCUUGGGAGAUUGAGGAAAUGCUUUGCAUCAAUGCCUUCUUCCAGCAGCAAUACCAGAAGAGACUUUUGGAAGUCUCUGGGGAUCUCGAUCCCGUUGUCUGGGGAUCCCCCGGGGAGCCUGGAGAGGAGAUUAGUCCCGUGCGACUUCACAUGAGAUCAAGCUCACGAAAUUUCCUCGUGAGCCAAGGCCUGCCGCUUAUGGCGUCCGUAUUGCGCAUCCGAGACCGCGAAGAGCUCGCGGCUACCCUGCGCGCCAACAUGGACUCGGGCUACCGCGUGUGGCACAUGUGGCUCGACGAUGUCACUGGGAACACGGACAUGAACGAGAGAUGGGAGAGGUCGUAUUCGGAGCGAGACCUCGCCCAGGACGAACAGCGCCCGAUACCCUUUCGUGGGGACAGCCCAGAUUCACCACCGCUGGCAUGGGUUCUUAUCUGGGGCGAGACCUACAGCAACUUAUUUGGCAUUUUUAUUCCGAAGCCGCUACAUCUUUGGGGUUACAUUAUGUGGGAUGCACGCCGCAUGGAGGAGACGGGUGCUAGAGAGAGGCUGAUGCGUGAGUGGGAUGAUAUGUGGCAAGGGGGUGACUAUAGGGAUACUCUGAGGGCUUGGAAUAACGCCUGGAAUAACAGAGGAUGAUGGGGUUUGUGAUGUGGGCAUAUUGGGGGACAACACUACAUAGACUGGAUAUAAGCAAUGAGCCCAGGUGUAUGGCGAGUUAGGUAGAAUUCAUGGAUCACGAUAUGUAAAGACUUCUGAUCUACA